Messenger RNA from Exophiala xenobiotica, 871 nucleotides. RefSeq lists its product as uncharacterized. The record is from RefSeq and is a predicted model, not a curated record. The coding region runs from base 275 to 508 and encodes 77 amino acids. The transcript has 3 exons. NCBI's taxonomy places the organism in Eukaryota, Fungi, Ascomycota, Eurotiomycetes, Chaetothyriales, Herpotrichiellaceae. Gene Ontology annotation, cellular component: cytoplasm.
CUACGAUAAGAUAAAGUGUUUUAGUAGUCGACCUUGCCAGGCACACUAGGCACCAAAACCCAUCGGUACGCAUCAACUUUGCUCCGGACGAAGGUCUCUCGCCCUUUUGUUCCCCGACAAGCGCCGCCUGCAGCCGAUUCGUAACUUGCGGCUGCAGCACAAAACAUCACAUGCGACCAGACAAGACUACGCAGAGCAUCCUCACUCUUGCAUGACCCUGUGCCUCUACCAUCCACCACUGUGAUCGAACAAGAAUAUCGACAUUGUCUUCGCCAUGGUUCUAGGUCGCCUGACACACUACGCUUUCGACGCCGUCCUCAUUUCUGCCUUUCUUGCUGGAGUCAAGAGGAGCACCGGCCUCACACCAUCCAGUGUCAAAGCCUCCUCCAUUGGCGAGAGCAAAGAGAUACAAACCUGGGUUGACCGAUAUCUCGGAGUCGGCGAAUGGGUUAUGGAUCAAUCGGUAGCCAUCAUGGGAAGCAGUGGCUGGUUUGAGCGAAGACGAUGAAAGGAAUGGGUAGCGCUUUACCACGCUUGCGAUUACAGAUUAAGAUAUAUCCGUUGCAUAACGAGGAGUUAUUGGAGGGUACGGAUGCGCGGCAGGCGUUGUGGUUGGGGUUUCCUUGCGACAUAACUCAGCUCUAAACUAUCUGUGAUUGACCAUGGCAUUCAUGCAGUCUGGAUGCGUGGUCGGGUAUCGGAAUCCGCUAAACAAAUAACAUAACAUGUCGCACUAUAUCACGCUUAGUCUUCGCAACGCUGUACAAAAGGCGGUCGUCGUGCCAUCUGCAGUGUGAUCAGCGUACUGAUACGGUCGGAGGAUAAAGCCAGUCUUUGCUCGCAUAUCAGUCCCGAUUACCGGGUCUGAAAG